AUGUAUAAUCAUGCACUGUAUUCUUUCGUUCACACACGCGCAACCACGGACCGCGCAUUCACAUUCAAGCUCCAUACACUCAAGCACCAUACAUCCAAGCGCCAUACAUCCAAGCACCAUACACCCAAGCACCAUACACCCAAGCACCAUACACCCAAGCACCAUACACCCAAGCACCAUACACCCAAGCACCAUACACCCAAGCACCAUACACCCAAGCACCAUACACCCAAGCACAAUACACCCAAGCACCAUACACCCAAGCACCAUACACCCAAGCACCAUACACCCAAGCACAAUACACCCAAGCACAAUACACUGAAACACCAUACACCCAAGCACAAUACACUGAAGCACCAUACACCCAAGCACAAUACACUGAAACACCAUACACCCAAUCACAAUACACUCAAGCACCAUACAACCAAGCACCAUACACUCAACGACCAUACACCCAAGCACAAUACACUCAACCAUCAUACAACCAAGCACCAUGUAAUGUACACAGAGAAUCGCCAAAUAACUGCAUUGUAA
Molecule: messenger RNA, 534 nt
Organism: Penaeus indicus
Lineage: Eukaryota; Metazoa; Arthropoda; Malacostraca; Decapoda; Penaeidae
Product: histidine-rich glycoprotein-like
Exons: 1
Coding region: 1-534 (177 amino acids)
Source: RefSeq, a predicted model, not a curated record